This is a messenger RNA of Anopheles funestus (African malaria mosquito), 1348 nucleotides long. RefSeq names its product protein phosphatase 1 regulatory subunit 7 (gene sds22). Bases 263 to 1249 code for a protein of 328 amino acids. Lineage: Eukaryota; Metazoa; Arthropoda; Insecta; Diptera; Culicidae. The record is from RefSeq and is a predicted model, not a curated record. The transcript is spliced from 7 exons. Gene Ontology annotation, molecular function: protein binding.
AUGCGAUGCAUGAUCCAGCCUUCCAUAUUCGUUUCAGAUCGGCUCCCGAACGUACACAGAUUGUCAACAUUUUGUAAUUUUUACAAUUUUUGGUAACAUUUUGCCGCCUAGAAAGUGUAAAGCUUAAAAAUAUACUUUUACAAACCCUUGCUAAUCGCUAUAGUUUCAGUGUAUCAACAGACUCGCAGUGUAGAAGAGCACACAACGAUUGUUUAACGAUUCCCUUCACCGGUGUGAAAAGUAUCGAUCGCCUUUGACCAAAAUGAGUGCAAACGAUGACCAACAAGAACAACAGCGUGCCGAUUCUCCCACGGUCGACGAAGAACGCCCACCGGGUGCGGGAGAGGUGGCCGAGCAUGAGAUCGUUAAAAUGGAGGACGUAAUUACGAUCAAUCCCGAUACGACCGAGGUCGAUCUGAAUCAUGGACGUAUUGGAAAGAUUGAAAACCUCGAACCGCUAACGAAACUUGAACGGCUGUACCUACGAUGGAAUUUGAUAAAAAAGAUUGAAAACCUGGACCAUCUUACUUCGCUGAUCGAGCUCGAGCUGUAUGAUAAUCAGAUAACGGAACUGGAAAAUUUGGACCAACUUGUUAAUUUGGAAAUGCUCGAUGUAAGUUUUAAUCGGUUGCAUCAGAUCAAGAAUCUGUCCACCCUGAUCAAUCUGCGAAAGCUGUUCCUGUGCUCUAAUCGCAUAUCAUUGAUCGAAAAUCUGGACCAUUUCACCAGUCUGACCAUGCUGGAGUUGGGAGAUAAUAAGAUCCGGAAAAUUGAAAACCUUGACAAUCUGACCAACAUGACCCAUCUCUACCUGGGCAAGAACAAGAUAACGAAAAUCGAAAACCUCGACAAGUUGGUCAAGCUGGAAUGUUUAAGCCUGCAGUGCAACCGGUUAACGAAGAUCGAAAAACUCGACCAGCUGGUGAAUCUGACGGAGCUGUACAUAUCCGAGAAUGGGAUUGAGACGAUUGAAAAUUUGGACCAAAACAAACGGCUUGAAACGCUCGAUCUCGCAAAAAAUCGGGUGAAGCGUAUCGACAACAUCGAACAUCUACAGGAGCUCGAAGAACUUUGGAUGAACGAUAAUGGCGUAUCGGAGUGGAGCUGCGUUGAUAAGCUGGCCAACAACAAGCGUCUUGCGACGGUCUAUUUGGAGCGCAAUCCGGUGGCAAACGAUGUAAACUAUCGACGAAAGCUAAAGCUUGCCGUGCCUUGGUUGCAAAAGAUUGAUGCGACGCUCUGUCGUUAGUAAUAAUGUGUUAACUGCUGUGACUUAAUGUGUGGCGAGAGGAAUGGAAUUAAAUAAAGUUAGGUCCCAAUCAUUGAAUGAGGAGCACUCUCUAAACAA